Messenger RNA from Toxotes jaculatrix (banded archerfish), 1852 nucleotides. RefSeq names its product archaemetzincin-2 (gene amz2). The transcript is spliced from 8 exons. The record is from RefSeq and is a predicted model, not a curated record. Gene Ontology annotation, molecular function: metallopeptidase activity. Gene Ontology annotation, biological process: proteolysis. NCBI's taxonomy places the organism in Eukaryota, Metazoa, Chordata, Actinopteri, Toxotidae. The coding region runs from base 230 to 1333 and encodes 367 amino acids.
UACUGUCUUAUUUUUUAUCCUUUCUCCCACAUCUCUUUUACGACAAAUUUAUUUAAAGAGAUAUUUUGAUAGAGCGUCGAGGACAGUCUUUUCCACUGACGAACGGAAGUACAACGUGUCGUACGCUGACUACAUGUCAGAACUUUCAUAAGUAAUUUCAUGUAGCUUUAAGCUAAAUGUCAAAUGCAUGUCCAGUGUCUGUCCAGACUUUUGCAGCAUUUUCUAGAAGAUGAAGGUGAUCCAGCACUCUGCAGAGACACUGCAAGCAGCUUUGGUCUCUAAUCAGAAAGACUUGGCUAAACUUUACAGUAAGUACACAAAAGAAGAAAGGUGUCUUCUGGAGGAAGGAUUCCACCCAGGGCAGCUGGGUUCCCUUUUCCAACCCAUCACAGUGCACUCUGACUCGGACUGGAUCCCUGCUCACCCUGAGGAGCCUCAAGACUUUAAGAGCUUCUACAGAGACCCUUACAGGAAGACCCCCAAUGCUGGCCACAGCACUAUUUAUAUUCAAACCAUAGGUUCCUUUGGGGAGGCAGGGGUCCAGACAGACCAGUAUGUGGAGUGGCUCAGACAGUACUGCCAGGCCUUCUUCCAUGGGCUUUCUGUCAAGCUGCUGCCGGCAGUUAGUGUGGAUGAAACAAGGUGCUCUUUCCGAGUUAACAGUAACUCACACAAUCUUCAGAUCCACACUGGCAGCCUGCUACAAUUUCUGGCCAACAGGAAACCAAAAGAUGCUUUUUGUAUUGUUGGAAUCACAAUGAUUGACUUGUACCCCAAAGACUCCUGGAACUUCGUCUUUGGACAGGCUUCUCUCAGUAUGGGAAUGGGUGUUUUCAGCUUUGCCAGGUAUGAUGACAACUUCUACAGCAGGAAUUAUGCAGGGAGGCUGAAGAAACGUCUUCAGCUAAAGCAGGGGGACUACUCUGUGUUUGACGGAUAUUACACUCCCCCCAUCUGCAGUACUCUGCUGCUUCGAUCCUGCAAGGUCUUCACCAAACAUUUGACAAUGACACAUGAGAUUGGCCAUAUGUUUGGAAUAAGACAUUGCCAGUGGUUGAACUGUGUCAUGCAGGGCUCCAACCAUCUAGAGGAGUCUGAUCGAAGGCCUCUGGAUUUCUGUCCCAUCUGCCUGCGGAAGCUACAGGUGUCAGUCAGCUUUAAAAUAGCUGAAAGAUACAAGGCCUUACUGCACUGGAUGGAGGAUGAUCAGAGACCAGAGGAUGCCUCUGCCUGUCAGUCUGCACUCUGCUUUCCCAAACCCACUGAAGCCUUUCAUGCAUCCAAACUGUGGCUCCGCAGGUGCCUGGAUAUACUGGAAAAAAAUGACCUAUAGCAUUUUCCUGUGGAUCUGGAGAGAAGAACGGGACGUCAAAAUGCACGUAGGUCUAAAUGCUUCGUGUAGAACCAUACAACAUUUUUUUUCUGCUUAUGUUGGAUACAAAACAGAAUCUUGAUGUUGUUUUUGACUGUUACGCUCAAUUUCAGAACAACCACAGAGCUCACUCCUUAUAUUUUGGCUGACAUUUACUGGCUACCCAUAGUAAUAUACAGUUUGUUAAAAAAAAGUUAUGUGAUCAGUUUGGACGCACAAUUUGGACACGUGCUUCCUGACCAAAUAAAAAAAUGGGUUCAGUUUAAUAGGUUUUCAAAAGGUAAAUUAAGGAUUAAGGUAAAAGUUUACAAAAAGAAACCAUUAUGCAUAAUUUCAAGGUUCUAAUCACUCUGCUUCUUUAUUGUGAUUGAACACAUUUUCAUUACAAAAAUAACUUGAGUCUGACAUCUCAUGUCUCAUAACAGUGCAUCAUCAGCUUGGUAACACAGUUUGAUUAAAAAUAAAACUUUUAAUCACUUA